UUCUUAAUAAUGAAAUAAUCAAUCAAUUACAGUAAUGAGAAAAACAAACCGGUGAUUAACAAAAAGGUACGAAAAUGUAGUUACUGUUGAAGCACAUGUCAAAAACCAAAAAAUCUCUCACUUUUUCUUUGCUCUUUGCUGGGUUCUCUCUCUCUCUCCAUACUCUUAAGUCUUCUCUUCUGCUCAUCUUCUCUUUCUCUCCUUCUCCGCAGACAUCAAUUCCCCUUUUUUGACUAAAAUUCCGCGACUUGGGGUUUGAUCCAUUCCCAGUGAAUCUCACCUCUCACUGCUUUUUUUCACCCCAGAAAAAAUAAAUCAAUCCUUUUCCCUGCAAAUCUUUGUUUUUCUCUCUCAUUUCGUCUGGGUUUUUUAUUUUGGGGGAAACUAUGGUGGUUGUUCUGAUCAAAUAAAUCAAAGUCUUUCUCUGUGUUUGUUGAGAGAUGGGUUUGGAGGAACCUGAUGCUCUUAAAAAAGCAGCUAAAGAGAAUUCGAAAUCGGAUAAAUCUAAAGAGACUGAGAAUAAGAGGAAGAAGAAGAAGAAGAACAUCAAUGGUGAUGAUAGCAGUAGAUAUCACGAAGAAGAAGAAGAAGAAGAAGCAGCUAGUGGUUGUUGGGUUAAGUUUAGGUUUAUGAUUGGUUGCGUACCUUCAAAAUCUGACCUUGAUGCUUCUUCUUCCUCUAUCUGUGGCACUACUAGCACUGUUACUACAGUUGAAAGCAAGUCGGCAAAUGAGAAAUCAAAUGAUCAACCAGUUGGUCCACGUUCUUCCACAACAACUAGUAAUGCAGAGAGCUCUUCAUCAACUCCAGUGGUCAGUGAAGAACUUAAUAUUUCUUCUCACCUCAGGAAGUUUACUUUCAAUGAUCUUAAGCUAUCCACUAGAAACUUCAGACCGGAAAGCCUUCUCGGAGAAGGUGGUUUUGGUUGUGUCUUUAAAGGAUGGAUUGAAGAAAACGGAACUGCUCCUGUCAAGCCUGGUACUGGCCUUACUGUUGCUGUCAAAACCUUAAAUCCUGAUGGACUUCAAGGUCACAAAGAAUGGCUUGCUGAGAUUAAUUUCCUUGGUAACCUUCUCCAUCCAAAUCUAGUUAAGCUGGUUGGUUAUUGCAUUGAAGAUGAUCAAAGGCUGCUUGUAUAUGAGUUUAUGCCUCGAGGAAGUUUGGAGAAUCACCUUUUCAGAAGGUCUUUGCCUCUUCCUUGGUCUAUCCGGAUGAAGAUUGCAUUAGGUGCUGCAAAAGGUCUCAGUUUCCUCCAUGAAGAAGCUUUAAAGCCUGUUAUAUAUAGAGAUUUCAAAACAUCAAACAUUUUACUUGAUGCAGACUACAAUGCAAAACUAUCAGACUUUGGACUGGCCAAAGAUGCUCCUGAUGAAGGCAAAACCCAUGUUUCUACUCGAGUUAUGGGGACAUAUGGCUACGCUGCUCCAGAGUAUGUAAUGACCGGUCACUUGACAUCAAAGAGCGAUGUUUAUAGUUUUGGGGUAGUUCUGCUUGAAAUGCUGACUGGAAGACGAUCUAUGGACAAAAACCGCCCAAACGGUGAGCACAACUUGGUGGAGUGGGCAAGACCGCAUCUCCUUGACAAAAGAAGGUUUUACCGGUUACUUGAUCCGAGGCUAGAGGGUCAUUUCUCGAUUAAAGGUGCUCAAAAGGUGACUCAGCUGGCUGCACAAUGUCUUAGCCGUGAUCCCAAGAUUAGGCCAAAGAUGAGUGAUGUUGUAGGAGCACUGAAACCACUUCCGCAUCUCAAAGACAUGGCAAGCUCUUCUUACUACUUUCAGACGAUGCAAGCCGAGCGUUUGAAAAAUGGGUCAGGUCGAUCGCAGGGAGGAAGCGGAUUUGGAUCAAGAAACGGGCAACACCAACCCGUAUUUCGAACACUAUCUAGUCCUCAUGGUCAACAUGGUUCUUCGCCUUAUCGACAUCAGAUUCCGUCUCCAAAGCCCAAAGGAGCAACUACAUAGCUCAUGCGUGGUGGACAAAGGCACAACAACAAAAAAAGCUAAAAAAGCUCAAGCUUUUAUCGUUUUAAAGCGGCAAGGAGGUAUUUUUAACCGAUGUUACAGUAACUCUUAAAUCGAUUAAUGUAAAAAACGAUGGAGAACGGUGAAUCCAAUUGGGUUGUCUAUGGAAAUUUGAUUUUGUCUUACAGAGAAUUUCUCUGUGAUUCGAGCUUUUACAUUGCCUGCUGAAAGCUUAAUCUAUUGAAACGUGGUAAAAAUGUAUUGAAAUU
Molecule: messenger RNA, 2233 nt
Organism: Capsella rubella
Lineage: Eukaryota; Viridiplantae; Streptophyta; Magnoliopsida; Brassicales; Brassicaceae
Product: probable serine/threonine-protein kinase PIX7
Exons: 6
Coding region: 441-1964 (507 amino acids)
Biological process (GO): protein phosphorylation
Molecular function (GO): protein kinase activity; ATP binding
Source: RefSeq, a predicted model, not a curated record